UUUAAGCAGCAGGUUCUUAUCGCAGACGGAGCAGAUAUUUUGGAUCAGAGGUAAGAUUUUUUUCAUGAUCAGUCGUCCUUCUUGAGGAUCUGCAUUUUCGAUUCAAUUUGUUUUGUCUGGUAGACGGAUCCGAUGAAUAUUUCUCUUGAAAUGGCUGAUUGAUGUAUGCUACUGUUUUGUUUUGCGUUUAUGCGUUCUAUUGGAUGAGUUAUCGCGGAUUGCUCGUUCUGAUCUUCUGUGCUAUUGCGGUUUCCGUCUAUGGUUUAAAUUUAUGAUACUACGGAGAUUUUACCUUUGCUUCCUCUUUCAAAGUCACUUGAUCAAGUAUUAAUGCAGCCUACUUUGGCGUUGACUUGAGUUCUCAUCAUGUUUUGAAUUAAUUGCUUGCAGCAAAUCCCAGCCGAAGUCAUUUGCAUGCUUCAAUCACGUUUUUCUAGUUUUUAGGUGUAGGUAUACAUUAAAAUUGCUAAAAUCUUCUGUGGUUGCUAUACUGAGUAUUUCUAGAUCCUAUGCUGUUUUAUAUGCUUGCUGAAGUGCCUAUUUAUGUUGUGCAUCUUCUUUUUUGUUGAUCAUGUUGGGGCUGAUUUUUUAAAAAGUAAUCGAAUCAAAUACCAUUUCAUGGCUGUUGAUUGGAUCUACAAGAAGUGAGUUGAAAUUCGUAACUGUAUAAAUGACUUCAGAUAACCAUUUGAGAAAGGAAGGAUGGCGUUAGUGUCUGGAGGAAGGUCAGGACUGAACCCAAAUGCGCCCUUGUUUGUUCCUGCUUCUGUGCGUGCGUUGGAGGAUUUCUCACCGGAAUGGUGGAACUUGAUGAACUCUGCAACAUGGUUCCAUGACUAUUGGCUCAGCCAGCAGCAGGAGGAUGGGACGAGAUAUGGUGAAGCUCUGAAUGACGAUGAUGUUGUCUCUCUGUUGCCAGAGACCAUUGAUGUUGAUGUUGAUGAGGAUGUCUUGAACAUGGAAGCUCAGUAUGAAGAAUUUCUCCAAUCAAUUGCAAGGGAGCAGAUGGCAUCUCUCGCUGGUUCCAUGCCCAUGCCAGAUUCGUCAGGUUUAUCAAAGCAGUCAUUGCUAAGGAGUCUGAGCUUUCCAAAUGGGAGGGAGUUCAAAUCGACAUUUGAGGCACCGAAGUACUAUGAGAAGCCCGCAAAGACCGUUAGCCCCAAAUGGAACACUCGCAUCAUCCACCAGCCUCGCUGAGUAUUUUAACAUUUGCGGUCGGCACCUCUGAUGUGGUUACUCAGUUGUCUUUAGUGUGUUGUUUCCUUUGCUGUUGUGUAUAGAGCAAGGUAUAUAGGUGCCCACACUUGUAACUAGCCUUGUUCAUGUCCAAAUGUAUGAAGCAGUGUUAAGAAAAAACUUGUUCUUCACAAAAACGAUAUGAUGAAAAGAAAAAAAAAACAUUUUAGUUGUAUUUCUUCUGUUUAUGAGAGAAAAUGUUGACCAAAAAUGUUGCUUGAAUGCUGUGGGCUUACAUGUAAAAGUCCAGCAGGGGUGAGCUAUUUUGGAAUUUGGAGUUUCUCUUGGUAAGAGUACGUUUUACCUCAUUCCUAAAAAUAUGCAUGAGGGAAUUACUAAAGAGAUGGAUACUAA
Molecule: messenger RNA, 1590 nt
Organism: Cuscuta campestris
Lineage: Eukaryota; Viridiplantae; Streptophyta; Magnoliopsida; Solanales; Convolvulaceae
Source: the annotation of a GenBank genome assembly